Molecule: messenger RNA, 4513 nt
Organism: Erinaceus europaeus (western European hedgehog)
Lineage: Eukaryota; Metazoa; Chordata; Mammalia; Eulipotyphla; Erinaceidae
Gene: ARID3A
Product: AT-rich interaction domain 3A
Exons: 9
Coding region: 630-2384 (584 amino acids)
Biological process (GO): regulation of transcription by RNA polymerase II
Cellular component (GO): nucleus
Molecular function (GO): DNA binding
Source: RefSeq, a predicted model, not a curated record
UCAGGGGCAGGGGUGAAACUCCCAGCCCGGCAGGAGCGUCCGGGGCGCGCGGUGGGGGCGGGACCCGGGGAAGGGGUGGUGGUAACCGCUGGGUCUCCGGGCCCCGGCCUCUGGGGCGCAGGCCCAGACGCUCUCCGCUCCCAGAGCUCCCCGGGGGCGCCCCUCUCCCGCCCCCGCCGCGGGCGUCCUGUGCGCUGUAGUCGCGGCGCGCACUUUGCCCACCGUCCCUAGGUCGGGGGGGGCGUGGCCUGGCCGCGCGGGUCCGACGCCCCGGCUACUUAAAGGCGCUUAAAGGGGCCGCGCCGCGAGCGGAGCGCGGCGCCGACUGCCCAGCGCUUGUGGGUCCGGGGCCGAGCGCGGGGCCGAGCGGGCGGCGGGGGGCGCGGACCCUCCCCGCCGGCGGCGCUGAAUCACCCGCCGGGCAUUUGCAUCGCAGAGCGAUUUGUCAGCCGGUUUCCGCCAAGGUGUGCAUGAGACCCCGGAAGGAGGAGGAGGAGGCGGCCGGCAUGCCACACCAGCCCUCGGCCUGAGAGCCCCCGCCCGCCGCCACCCUGCACUGCCCCGGCCCCCCCGCGGCCCCUUCCCCUCCGAGGCCCCCCGGAUCCCGGGCCGGGCCGGCCCGCCGGGCCAUGAAGCUGCAGGCCGUCAUGGAGACACUGCUACAAAGGCAACAGAGAGCCCGCCAGGAGCUGGAGGCCCGGCAGCCCCCGCCUAUGCCCCCCGCUGCCCCCCGUGGCCCCCGAGGCCCCCCGGACGAGGAACGAGAACCAGACACCUCCCGCAUGCAGCGGGCACAGAUGGCCGCCCUGGCCGCUAUGCGGGCGGCCGCGGCCGGCCUGGGGGGCCUGGGUCAGGCAGCAGGAGACGCCGAGGACAGGGGCCCCGGUUCCGAGGAUGAGGAUGCCCCCCGGGAGGGCUCCCCCGGCCGGGACGGCAGCAGGCAGGGCCGGGCGGACGGCGACGGGCAUUCAGACAACACUGUCUCCGAGGAGGACGAGUCGAAGCCGAAAUGGGAGGAGGAGGAGGAGGAGGAGGAGGAAGAAGAGGAGGAAGAAGAGGAGGAGCUGGAGGAGGAGGAGGGGGAGGAAGAGGAGGAGGACCUGGACGAGGAGGAGGGGCUAGGCCCCCCGGGCCCCACGGCCCUGUUCCCCCGCAAGGCCCCUCUGCCCCCCGCUUUCCGUGAGGGCACGCCCCGGGCGUUGGGCGGCCAGGAUCGGGGGUCUGGGCCAGCCCACCCCGGAGCGGGCACCCACGGUGUUGCCCAGCUGCAGCCGCCAGACCACGGGGACUGGACUUACGAAGAACAGUUCAAACAGCUCUACGAGCUGGACGGAGACCCCAAGAGGAAGGAGUUUCUCGAUGACCUGUUCAGCUUCAUGCAGAAGCGAGGCACGCCGGUGAACCGCAUCCCCAUCAUGGCCAAGCAAGUGCUAGAUCUCUUCAUGCUCUACGUGCUGGUGACGGACAAGGGGGGGCUGGUGGAGGUCAUCAACAAGAAGCUGUGGAGAGAGGUCACCAAGGGCCUCAGCCUGCCCACCUCCAUCACCAGCGCCGCCUUCACACUGCGCACCCAGUACAUGAAGUACCUGUACCCCUACGAGUGUGAGAAGCGCGGGCUGAGCAGUCCCAACGAACUGCAGGCCGCCAUCGACAGCAACCGGCGGGAGGGCCGGCGCCAGGGCUUCGGGGGCUCCCUCUUCGCCUACUCGCCCGGUGGGCACGGCGUGCUGCCCGCCCCUAAGCUGCCCGUGCCUGGCCUGGGGCUGCCCGCCGGCACCAACGGCAGUGCCCUCCCCACGGCGCCCAAGAUCAAGAAAGAGGAGGACUCAGCCAUCCCCAUUGCCGUCCCCGGCCGCCUGCCCGUGUCCCUGGCGGGCCACCCAGUGGUGGCGGCCCAGGCAGCAGCGGUGCAGGCGGCGGCAGCCCAGGCUGCGGUGGCGGCCCAGGCGGCGGCCCUGGAGCAGCUGCGGGAGAAGCUGGAGGCCGGGGAGCCCCCCGAGAAGAAGAUGGCACUGGUGGCGGACGAGCAGCAACGGUUGAUGCAGAGGGCGCUGCAGCAGAACUUCCUGGCCAUGACGGCACAGCUGCCCAUGAGCAUCCGCAUCAACAGCCAAGCCCCCGAGGGCCGUCAGGAGGCAGCUGUGAGCACCGGCGGCGGAGGCAGCAGUAUCACCAUGUCGGUGGAGAUUAACGGCGUCGUGUACACAGGAGUGCUGUUUGCUCAGUCCUCCGCAGCUGGCAAAGGCGGCGGCGGCGGCGGCGGCGGCGGCCCUGGGGGCCGGGGAGGCACCAGCGGGACCUGUACAGCCGGCGGUGGCGGUGGCUCGACCAGCGGGGGCGACCAGGGGACCCCCACUUCUACCUCAAACAACUCGGUGCCUUAACCACGCCCCCUGCGCCCCCUCCAGCAGCCCGAAACCAGGCAAGGGGUCCCGGCGUGCUGGGGGGGCGCACAGGAGCCCAGCUGACGCCAAAAAGCAGAGAGAGCCGUGUACACACACACACACACAGACACACACACACACACUUAUAUAUAAAACGUGUAAUGAUAGCCAAGGAGACACUUGAAUCACUCAGGUGGGGACAGACAGAUGCCGGGCCUCGAACCGGCACUGCCACCUCCCCACCCGUGGCUGCGCCCCCCCCCCCCCCCACUAUGGGGACCGUCUGUUUGGUUUCUGUUUUUCUGGGACUAGGGCAUUUUCUUUUUCUGUUUUAACUUUUCGUCCUGAUGGCAGCGGUGGGCGGGGGGGGCUGCUUCAUUCUCUGGAGGUGGGGGCGGCGUUGUAAAUAGUCUAUUUUAUUCUGGGGGUGGGCGCAGAGUUUGUAUACAGUCCUGUGUGUGUCUUCAGGGAAACUGGACUUGGACAGGCAAAAAAAAAAUCCUCAGAAGUGAGGGGCCCCUCUACUGUCCCCAGGGACCCUAAUCUGCCCUGGGGGGGGGGCUGGACUGGAGGCCAUCAACUCAGGUGCUAUUGGGGGGUGGGGCCCUCCUCCCACUUCACCCCACAGUGGGGGUCUGCAUUCUUUGGUGGGGGGCAGGACUCCGGGAGGGGAGGGGUGUCCCCUGUCUGAACCCCCAGGCCCCUGUCUCAGGGAUGAUCCGGCCUGGAGGCUCUGUUUCUGUCUGGGGGUGUCCUGCACCCCUUCCCACUCCUGUCCCCCUCCCCCAGGCUCCACCUUCCUCUGGGUUGGGGGAUGCUUCCUGCUGAGCAUGCGGCCAAGUCUGGGGGCCCCGGGGACCCCGUAACCCAGGCAUAGCUGCCCCCCUCAGGGAGCUCCUUCACCCCUGCACCCGUACGGCUCCCUGUGGAGGACCCCAGCUGCUGUAAUUGGGCCCCAGGGUGGGGGCACUAACAAGGCGGGGGGGGGGGGGCAGCCUCGGUGCCUCCCUGGGGCACAGGGCAGCGGUUGCCUUGGGGGUGGGGGUGGUGAGCCCAGAAAUGGGGUGCCUUCUGGAUGGCCCCGGGAGUCUUGUGAGGGAACCCUUCUUUCCCCAGUCUUGCUCAGGGUGGGUGUCCGGGGGGGGGGGGGGCGGCAUCCAGGGCCCCUUCCCCAGUCUUGCUCAGGGUGGGUGUCCGGGGUGGGCGGCAUCCAGGGCCCCUUCCCCUUUUCCUUCUAGAAAGUUCUCUCCCCAGCCCUCUCCCUCUGCAGGAGCACAAUCAUUGUGGGAGACACAAUCUGGCUGGGUGCCGGGACCUUCUGUGGGCCGAGCACCCUGUCCCCCUCCUGGGGGAGCUCUUUCUACCUCAGGUGUGACUUGAUGCCAAAUCUACCUGCCACCCCCACCCCGCGGGGCGAGGGCCUGGCCUGCUGUUCAAGCUGAUUGUAGGGGGUUUGGGGGCCCCGGCCGCCCUGUCUGGGGGUGCAGCUCAGCAUCCUGUAUGCAAGCCGGGUGGGGAGGGGCUUCCUGUGGAGAUGGCAGGGUGGUCUCCAAACUCAGGGCAGGGAGGGACGCCCCGCUGCCCCCAUGUCCUGGGCCGCUUCUAGAAUCUUCCCGGUGACCUCUGAUCUGGCUGGGGGGUGGGGUGGGGUCUUGUGCACCACUGUACUGCUGUUUCUUCUCGUGUGCCCCCCCCCCCGUGCCCCGCCUGCCCCCCCAUGCCCUCUGCUUGGCCAUGUCCGCCCGUGAAAUGUCUCUGGGGACGGGGGGGGGGGGGGGGGCAGGGGCUGCGACCCCAACUCAGGGCAAAAGGCAGAAACUGUAAAACAGAAAAAUCGCAUCCAACACAAAGGUCUCAUCAUCUACCUCUGGCGGGCCUCCGCCGCGGACUCACACUUUGCAGGACGUGUCAGGUGUUGAAAGGGAAGCUGGACAGACAGACAAGACAAAAGACCAAAAAGGAAAAAAAAAAGUUUUUAGAGAAAGGUGUGAUUUUUUUUUUUUUUUUUUUGGAGAUUUAAAAGAACACUGAAAGUUUACAUUUUAUAGUGACAUUAUUAUCAGAUUGUAUUUAAGUGGGUUGUGACCUGCGGAGCUGAUAUUAAACCAAGACAAACACUCGCACUCGGA